Molecule: messenger RNA, 1041 nt
Organism: Mesocestoides corti
Lineage: Eukaryota; Metazoa; Platyhelminthes; Cestoda; Cyclophyllidea; Mesocestoididae
Source: the annotation of a GenBank genome assembly
AUGGCGUGUGCCUUGUCCGAAUCGGCUAUCGAUCCGGUUCCAAUCACGUUCCCUGCUCGUGUGCCAGACGUCAAUCUGGAUGAUCGUCUGUCAUCAGCUGCAAGGAUGUUUGAGGGGAUGAUCACUGGUCCGGAGUGCAUAAUUUCUGUUAAAGGUGUCCUAUACACAGGCAGUAUAAAUGGCACGAUAUUCAAAAUCGAGGACGGUGUGUUGAGUAAAUUCGCUCAGUUGGGACCAGCUGGAUGUUUCUCUAUGGAAACCUGUGGUCGUCCACUUGGCCUUCAUUACGACGAGACGAGAGAUCGUAUUUUGGUUGCCGAUGCCUACUUGGGUCUCUUCGCUCUUGACCUUUCAACUGGCAAACCAACUAAAAUCUUUCCUCGCGAUGGCUCGAAGGUGACCCUUUUCAACGCUCUGACUACAUUGCCUGAUGGUCGUAUUGUGUUGUCGGAAAGCAGUCAAAAAUUCCAGCUCAAAGAACUCAUCUACGACUUCCUUGAGGGCAGACCCACCGGAAGACUUCUCUUAAUCGACCCUGACUCGGGUGAGUGGAAGGUGCUAGCCGAUAACCUCUUUUUCGCUAACGGCGUCGUGCUGCACUCUGACGGGAAUUCUGUGCUUGUCGCGGAAACCGGUAACACCACGAUUCGGCGUGUUCCCCUCAACGGUGGCCCCUCCGAGGUGUUCACCGACCAGCUUCCUGGCAUGCCCGACAACCUCAGCAAGUCGCCGCGUGGCGGAUAUUGGGUUUCUCUGGUCGUGUCACGACUUCCAGGCAAGACAAACUUUUACGUUGCGGUCGCCAAGUACCCCUGGAUCCGCUACCUUUGUUACAAGUUUAUUCCCCUGCGUUUGCUGCGGUCCUUCGCGAGUUUAAAUAACCGUGGCUUAAUAGUUAGAAUUGAUGACAGUGGCCAGAUUGUGGAGUCGUUGUACGACCCCUCGGGGAAUAUCUUCAACGUGGCCGAUGUUCUUGAGUUGGAUGGUGUUCUCUGGCUGGGCAGCUACUACGCAAAUUUUGUUGGCAAAUUCGUACUCUAA